GCCUGUGGUGGCAGCCGUGCAGGACGCGCCCGCAUCACCCUCCUCUCCUAGCCUGUCCUCCACACCACGUCUCCUGCCUCACCACCACCACGCUCAUACAAACAUCCCAGCAGCAAGAGCGGGCCGUGAGGGUGUGUCGUGUGGUUGACUGACUACCUGUAUUGUUCUCACGUGUGUUGGUGAACUUGACACUCGGAGGUAAAUACUUUCACUGCCAGAUGGUAAUAAAACUGACGACAGCUAACUGGUGCUGAACACUUCACGAGUCAAGGAGGUUAAAUCCUUUGUGAGUCAGGUGAUGCGAGUCCUCGUACUCACUGCUGAGUAAAAGUUCACCACGAAAUAAAACUUUCAAGAAGUCGUGUUAUUUUUUUUUACACUCAAAAAGUGUUUUUAUCUCAGUUGUGUAACACAACGUACCUCAAGUACCGAUGUUUACCUGUACGAGCUAAAAUGGUUACACAGAAUUGAAAGACAAAGUCGGUUAUAAACAAGAAUCUCCCGGAGCUGGAGGAGCAGAGAGCGGUGGUGAUAAGACUGAAGGAGUGUGUGAGGAUGAGUGGGGACAAUAACAGCAGGAGGAGGGCUUGGUCAGGUGAGGCUGUCCUGGCAACACUGACGCUGCUGCUCAUACCCGUGGCCUCGGUCACAGCUGAUCCCAGGGUGGACGCCCUCGCCUCCGUACUGAGGGAUAUCACAGGUCAGUUGGAGAGAUUUAACAACCUGUACAUCGACAAGCUGGAGCGAGAACUGUCCACCACCUCAGCCAAGUUAGCUUCCCUGGAGGCGACCGUCAGGAGCAUCGCCGACCGCGCCGCCGCCUGGGACAACAUCCAAAACCAUAUGACUGUGUGGACCGACCAGUCAAGGACCAUGGAGCGUAAACUGGAUAUACUUAACAGGUGUCACGAGAAGCAGGACUCGUGGGAGAUCCGCCUCAACGCCGUCGACGCCCUCAACCACAAGCUGACGGCCCUCGAUAAGAAGAUCAACGCCAUGACGCGCCUCGAAUUUAAGGUGGAGCAGGUGUCGGAGCGUGUCGAGGAGGUGGACUCAACGGUGAACUGGGUAAAGAAGCAGAUGGACACCCCGGAACACCCCAUCAUCACGGAGUUCGCUGGUCGUGGCCUCCUCAGCUCCCUGGUCACCAUCGAGAACAAGCUGGAGAACAUCACCCAGUCUCUAGCUGACGGUGGUGGCAGUGGUGGUGGUAGUAGUAGUGGUAGUGGUGGUCGUGUGUCUACCAGCGGCGAUUACAAUACUUAUAAGAGGCCCAGGCAGGUGCAUGGCUCCAGGUACAGGCAGGUGAGGCCCACGGUGGAGCCUGAACCUGGUAUUACCUUUACUACAGGGUAUGAUGAGUCCGGGACGUGCUACCUUCACCCCCGGGACUCCCGCAGACUGCAGGACGUCAGUGCUAAAGUGGACCUGGUGUUCGACCGUCUCACUGACCCGGACUACGACUACGACUACUUCGUCAGUCACCUCCACCAGCGGCCGUCAUCCCUCACAGUCCCUAGCGGCGACGGCCACAACGGCGGCGUCAACAGAGACAACAGCGAAGAGGAACCCUCGCCCGAGCACCUCUUCGCCAGGUUCUGGAAGAGCCUCUUCUCGCCCUUCAAGAAAAUGAAGAGACGAUUCCGAGUGUUCGAAAACCAGCUGACUGCCGUACAGAGGUCGUGUAAUGAGUCAGGGAGCUUGGAGGCGUACGUGGCGGAGGUGGGCGGUGUGGUGCAGAAGAAGCUGGUGCCGUUGGACCAGGCGCUCAGGGAGGAGAUGGAGGUGACCCGCGUGGCAGUCAACGACCAGUCAGCCAAUAUUGAGAAGGUGUCACAGGCAGUGGGCAACACGGCGUACGUGAGCGAGCAGCUGCUGACGGAGAUGACCAACCAGUUCCAGGCUCUACGGACCAACAUCCAGGACAGGUUUGACGAGACCAGGAACCUCAUCCUCCAGUACUGUGCUGGUGGCCACAACCCCCGAGAGCCAGACUACACCCCGAGGGAGGAUCCUUACACCCCAAGGCAGGAUCCCAACACCCCGAGGGAGGAUCCCUACACCCCGAGGGAGGAACCCUACACCCCGAGGGAGGAGCCCUACACCCCGAGGGAAACGCCAUCACGACCAACCUACCCCACCACAGCAACGACCAGAGCUCCACAGUACGCCCCGCCAACACCACCGCUCCCCACCUCCCCCAGAGUAGAGAAUGUCAGACACAGAGACAACCAGGUUGAGCCUCCACAAGUAGAGCCAGAGAUACACACUUUACAAGGAGGAAGGGGCCACAGAUUUCGUACUCGCUACAGAUAUCGAUUUCAUGAUCCACCUCAGAACAAAAUGGUAAAAGCCAACCGCCACUCUGUAAAACAAGCCAUAAGCAGAAAGUCAUCCCAGCCCAGGAGAGGCAGGAAAAAAGGCUCCCGUAAGACAUCCAGACGUAGAGGCCGACCAAGGAUGGGUUCCGAGCGGCGACAACCUGAAGGGUUGCAUGUAGGCCGGGCCACACGAAAUGUUGCCAACCAAACAUCGACUGCCUCCGACCUCAGCAAGGGCGUGACGGACUGUUCUGACCUCUUGUCGCAGGGCGUCACCCACAGCACUCUCUUCAACUUCAGCCCCGGGUCACUGUACCACCUCCAGCAGGGACAUGACUUCUACACCAGGUAUUGUGAUCUAGAGACAGGGGGUGGCGGGUGGACAGUGAUCCAGAGACGAGGAAUGUACGGCCCGCCUUACUUAAACUUCACGAGGGACUGGCAAGAGUACAAAGAAGGUUUUGGUGAUAUUUCAAGAGAGUUCUGGUGGGGCAACGAUAAUAUAUACAGGCUGUUGAGGGACCAGGACGUGAUGAUCCGCUUCGACUUGUGGGACUUCGAGGACAACUACGCCUAUGCCGAGUACCUCAGCUUCAGGAUUGGAGCAGAGAUGGACAACUACCGCCUGAAUGUGUUCGGUUACCGCGGCAACGCCUCUGACAGCUUCUCGGCCCACAACGGCUACCUCUUCUCCACAUACGACCGUGACAACGACGAGGCCCCUGAGUGUUGUCCCUGCGCCCCGGCCUAUGGCGGUGGCUGGUGGUUCUACAGUUGCUUUGAGAGUAACCUGAACGGGGACUACCACACCGACCCGAAGGACAACGACUACUACCGCGGCAUCAUCUGGGAAUUGUGGCUGGGUGACUACUCCCUCAGAGCUACUGAGAUGAAGAUACGACCCGUCUCAUUCUCUAGUGACGACACCCAGGGCUCCCCUUAUCCCACCCCCAACCCUGACCCCACCCAGGUUGUCCCCAAUGUUCCGGAUGUCCCCGAGUUACCACUUCGUCAUCAGUAGCUGCCCUUCACCCCACCCACGACGACCUUGAGUUAUCCGUUCGUGUCACAAACAUCUCGGCACAUAGUUACGUUCUGUCAAUCAGCUCACAGGUAACAAUCUCCAGCCUCCUGUCCCCUUACUCACCUCCCCCUCUCCAAAACUCACUCUUCUGUCAUUACUUAAAUUUUUUUUGAGUGUUUUUAUUUCUCUCUGUUAUCUCUGCUCCUCUCCCACAUUUAUCAGAGGGUAUAAAAACCUCAGAGACAAGGGAAGAAGUUGGAGAGGAGAAGGUGCAAGAGUUAAGGGUAACAUGUAUUACAGUAACCUAAUCAAUUCUAUUUUUUCAUACUACCUUCUUUUACUCCUUAGUCCAUGGUCUAGUCUUAUAUAUAUAUACGGUCACUAUUGUGUGUUAAGAAUGUCACCAACAUGACCCUGUAUGUACUGAGCUGCUCACUUCACUUUACUUGUCCCUCCUACCCCCUCUUCCUAUGCUCCCUCCUGGUCCUCCUUCCUUGAACUUCCUCCUGCACUCUCUCCCUUCUACCUUGAACUUCCUCCUACCUUCUCUCACCCCUCCUAGUCCUACCUGUUCUCUCUACCUUGAACUUCCUCUUACUCUCUACCUUCCUCACCCACUUUAACCUUCCUAACACCUUAAAUCACAAGUAGUUAUAUAUUCCAUGCCAGAAGUCUUAAGGUUCCCCAGAGUUGUUCUUAUCUAGUAGUCUUAGACAUUUGGGGUCAGGAUUCUUAAAUAUUCCAGAUUUUUUUUCUUUUACCUCCAAGUGAGAACCGAGAUAAUGGUAGAUAAAGUGUACAAUCUUGAUAAUAUUUCUAGCCUUCAUCUUUAUGUUAUAUGUGAGUCAGGUUCCAUACUACUGUGUCCUCUCCCAUCAACAGUUAGGUACUAAUGAAUAAGUUAGCAGACGACUUGUUAAGACACAGAGUCUUUUGGGUGUAACAUAUAUAACUCUUUCUGUAUACCCAAAUUGUCUUGGAAUAAGUGAAUGAAUUACAGUAGUUUGAGGCGAGUCAGAAAGGAGCCAAUCACACCCCUUUUACAGUCAGUCACCUGGCGGAGAACUGUUGAACUAUUCCAAAGACCUACCACGUAAUAUUUUCCAACAAAUCUGAUUCUAAGGGACUGUAAGGGUUCAAUUGACUAUGUUACUGUUUUGGGGUAUUUUUUGUGUGUGUAAAGUAAAACCACUAUUUAACGUACUAUAUGGAGAGGAAAGUCUAUUAGAUGUGAAUUAUAUAAGAGAUGAAAGUCCUUUAUAUCGAAACUCCGUUAGAUGAGAAAUCCGUUAUGUGGAAGUUUCACUGUAUGUAAGAAACGUUAAUAAUGAGUUAAUAUAUCCUUAAAUAUAUCACUAGUGUCAGGUUAGUUAUGGAUCCAGAAGGUAACUCACCUCCCUGGUAGACAAGAGUUCAGCUGCUGGAUAAGAGGGAAGAUCUUACAACAUGUGGUAAUCAUUAUACUGUAUAUUGUUUACAGAUUACCACAGUCUCACAACUGACACGACACAAAUGAUUCUUUAGAUCUAUUAACACACACACCGCAAACAUUAUCGUGCCAACUCUGAACCACCACAACCCCUUAAUUAACACUAUGGGAGCCUCUGUUACACUAAUAUAGACUAAUUUUUGGUAUUCUUCGUUAUUUAAGAUAUAAAAAAACUAAUACUAUAUACUAAACAUUUUUCAAUAGAUAAGUCACACACACUCUCUGCUUCCAGCCAUCUCAUCUGUAAUCACUGUAACAUAUUGUACUUAAUAAAACCUCUAAUAAUGUUUUUGUUUCCUAAUACUGUAAAGGUUUAAAAAAAAUCCUUAAAAAAAAUGGUAUCCUGUAAUUGAUUAUUAACCACAGUAUGUUCAGUAAUGUAUCGGCAGUGUUCAGUUCAGUAUUUAGUGUUGAGGGGAACGAGUGUGAGGGAUGGUGACCCCUUCCCCCUUUUCUCCCCCUGGCUCUUAACUCUAUCACUUUAACUUGCCUGGGGGGUGUGGAGAGGGAGGCAGGGGGGUGGGGGUCAGAUCUCCCAUACUUAUGACCAUCUACUCACACACGCACACAUAUCUUUUUAUCCUAAUCUGUAAUAAAUCAAAGUUUCGUUUUAUUUUUGUCAAUUUUAUAUACAUUUUCAGAUGUCCAGUAAAUUAUAUACUGUAUCUGUUUUGUUUCCACCAGUCAAUUAAUGUUUGUGUAUUUAUUGUCAACACCCACGUCACAGUCAAUGUUACUUUGUCUGCAAAAUAAAUUAUAGAACUUUUU
Homarus americanus (American lobster) is the source of this 5602-nucleotide messenger RNA. RefSeq lists its product as uncharacterized. NCBI's taxonomy places the organism in Eukaryota, Metazoa, Arthropoda, Malacostraca, Decapoda, Nephropidae. The transcript has 15 exons. Bases 556 to 3342 code for a protein of 928 amino acids. The record is from RefSeq and is a predicted model, not a curated record.